AAAGGUUUUGUUAUAUUUAUGCAUUGGAUAAUUAUAACAGUCAUUGGGUACAAAAAAAAGUCUCUUGCCUUUGUUUGUUCAACUGUUUUAGGAGGUCUUGGAAGCUGAGCUGAUUGAACUGAAGGAGAGGGAAAGAAGCCUACAGAAAGAGCUGGAGGCUCUGCAGGAGUCAGGCAGGGGGCAGGAGAGAGAUCUCCUCACUCUCAACAGCGUGCUGCAGAGUAACCAGGAUAUCAUCAAUCACUUGCGAAUAGAAUUGGCUGAGCAGACUCGAUCACUGCAGGACAUGCACAAGGAAAGGGAGUUGUGGAAACAGCGAGACUCCAUCCUGGAAAAAAUGUUGCAGGAAAAAGAAGCUCUCAUCGCUCGGCUGCAGCAGGCUAUAGAGAGUUCCCACAAAGAUGUCCAGGCUUUGUCAGAUUCUCUGAUUGGUCGGGGAUUGCCAGGAGGCGGAGCUGAGGUUGCUUUGGCCAAUCAGGUGCGAGAGCAGGAGUCCCUGCUGUCAGUCUGCCUCAAAGAUUGGGAAGAGCACACUGCUACCACAAGUCAGGAGGUCCCAAAUCUCUGUACAUCUUUAGAAAAAUCUGAAGCUGUAAUACAGGACCAAAAGCAAAGUCACAAAAAAGCCAUUGCAGAACUAACAGAGCAGCUAAAAGACUCCCGCAAGCAGCUGAGGGAGUUGAUGAAAGAGUCCAAGCUGGCAGAACAUGCCUGGAAGACUGAAAGAUCAAAGAGAGAUUUGGAAGAAGGGCGACUAAGGGGAGGUUUGCAGAAAAGAGAUAAACUCAUCGAGCAAGUACUCUUGGAUGCUGAGAAGCGAGAUGGCAUGCUGAUAGAACUUCAUCAGGACAUCUUCAGUAAGGUUGAACCAAGGGUCGGCCUCAAACAGACACUAUGAUUGUGUGAGGUGUGUUUAUGAGAACAUGUGUGAAAGAGAUGGCAGAUGUACACUGCAAUAUUUCUGUAUGAAUGGUGAAUAUGUAUACUGGGUUAAGUUGAUUGUAUACAUGUAAUAGCACUGCCACAGGUUGAUAAUGGCCCACUUUUGCCUCAGUUGUCAUAAUGCCUAUCUUCAUUAUUGCUGUUAUUAUCACUCUUUUUAAGGCCUUGCCUUAGAAACUGCCACAGUUUUCGAUGGAGUGCAAUGAUCUUUAAGCUACUUAAGCUUAUUGUAACAUAUUUACUCUGUGCAGCCCAAGGCACAUGUGAUGGUUUUUAAUUUAUUUCUCAGCGAUUCACAAGUUUCUGUAAGGAAUAAUUUAUUCUUGAUUUCAUGCCAAAACCAAAGUAUAACUGCUAUUUUCUAAGAUUUUGCUUUUAUUUCUGGGACUAAGUGACUGUUCAUCUUAAUUUGUUUAUGCUUUUAAACCUUUAAUUUCUUCCAGGCUUUGUAGAGAGAGAUUAUAUGAGAUAUUUAUGGGUCAGUCUUUGCUUUUUUGCAAUUGAUGUUUUUAUUCCUUCAUUUACUAGUGCAAUGGGAUGUAUUGUUUAAAGUUUUACUCUUUAAAUAUUUCUUUGUUUGUUUGUUUGUCUAAUUGAUUAUUUAUAGGGAGUACAAGCAAGUAACACUUGAUAAUCCCUUUUUUGUCUGCUGUCUCUGACAUGUAGGCCGAAAGCCUGUAAUCUAACAUUUAAUAUUCGGUUGAGGUUAUAUUCAUGUGCCAAGUGAUUGUUCUUUGUUGAGAACGAUAACAAUAAACACUCUUCUCACACUGUUAAUAAAA
Messenger RNA from Clarias gariepinus (North African catfish), 1724 nucleotides. RefSeq lists its product as uncharacterized. The transcript has 5 exons. Bases 287 to 898 code for a protein of 203 amino acids. The record is from RefSeq and is a predicted model, not a curated record. NCBI's taxonomy places the organism in Eukaryota, Metazoa, Chordata, Actinopteri, Siluriformes, Clariidae.